CUUACUCGGCAAAUCUUUAAAUACCUACUGGCUGCACUCGUUGUCCGACCACUCUCCCUUUAUUAUAUCGUGUCUACGUCGUCCGUUGCGUGACAACGCGAACGCACAUCGUGAACGUGCGAACGUGCGUUCUGCGUCAACGUGCACGAGACAUGGAGUGGCGAACGGUGGUGGUGAUAGUGCUGGUCGUGAGCCUUUGCUUCUUUAUCGUACCGAUCAGAGUCGGGCCCGAUAAAGCUGUCGAGGAGGACGCAGAACUGUUCGCGAAAUACGUAGCCCGAUACAAUAAAUCCUACAAGAAUGAGCCCGCGGAAUAUAAUAAGAGAUUCGAGCAUUUUCAGAAAUCAUUGCGACAUAUCAAAAAGCUGAACGGUUUACGGUCGUCGCAGGAAAGCGCGUACUACGGGCUAACAAAAUUCUCCGAUUUGUCCAAAGAUGAAUUCUUGCAACAAACGCUACUCCCCGAUUUACCUUUGCGGGGGCAAAAACACAUGAUAGCGUCGUAUUAUCAUCAGCAUCUUACGAGCUCGGUUAAUCGUGUGAAGAGAUUGACGGGUAUACCCUCUAAGUUUGACUGGCGCGACCAAAAGGUAGUAGGACCAGUUGCGAGCCAAGAGAGUUGCGGCGCGUGUUGGGCGUUCAGCACUGUCGGGGUGGCCGAAUCGAUGUACGCCAUCAAAAACGGAACUUUAUAUUCCUUUAGCGUGCAGGAAAUGAUUGACUGCAUGCCAGGCGGUAACGGAUGCCAGGGUGGUGACAUAUGCAGUUUACUCUCGUGGCUGUCGACGUCGAAAACAAGAAUUACAUCUGAGACUGAUUACCCUCUCACAUUGCGAGCCGAUACGUGUAGAUUGCCUAAAAUAGCCGCGAAGACAUCGGGAGUUAUAGUAACGGACUUCACAUGCGACAGCUUUGUAGACGCAGAGACUGAACUUUUGACGCAGCUCGUUACUCAUGGACCCAUGGCGGCUGCUGUGAACGCCAUAUCUUGGCAGCAUUAUUUAGGCGGCGUAAUACAGUGCCAGUGUGAUGGUUCGUUCAACAGCUUGAAUCAUGCGGUGCAGAUAGUGGGAUACGACACGGCAGCGAGUAUACCGCAUUAUAUCAUUAAAAAUUCGUGGGGACCGUCCUUUGGCGACAAAGGUUACAUUUACAUUGCGGUCGGCAAAAAUUUAUGCGGUAAGAUCAAUGAACAAGCAGCGUGCAAUAUUUCGCGUUAAUUGUAUUGAGUGCUUUAUUUCUCUUUAACGGAUAAACGAAUAUCUUGUCGUUUGUUUGCAGGUAUAGCCAAUCAGGUCUCGUCGCUCGAAGUUGGCUAACUAAUCAGA
Molecule: messenger RNA, 1328 nt
Organism: Temnothorax curvispinosus
Lineage: Eukaryota; Metazoa; Arthropoda; Insecta; Hymenoptera; Formicidae
Product: cathepsin O-like
Exons: 6
Coding region: 153-1220 (355 amino acids)
Cellular component (GO): lysosome
Molecular function (GO): cysteine-type endopeptidase activity
Source: RefSeq, a predicted model, not a curated record